AUGGCCACAAGAGUGCGAGUACUUGAUCUGUACAAAAGAAUGCUCUGGCUUGGCCGAGAUUGGCACCAAGGCCAGGCCCAGUUUACUAGGUCCCUGUCGAACGCUUUCCGAAAAAACAGCCAAGAAGAAAACCCGGAGAAAAUCGAAAAACUGAUCUUUCACGCAGAAUUCGUCGAAAAAGAAAUUUUGGCGCUGUACCAGCUCAAGAAAUAUAGAAGCAUGAAGAAUCGAUAUGGCGAUCAUGGGAGCUACGCAGUCGAGUGCCAGAGGAUAAUGCAAGCGGCCGAGGCUGAUAUUUAA
Oikopleura dioica is the source of this 300-nucleotide messenger RNA. The record is from the annotation of a GenBank genome assembly. NCBI's taxonomy places the organism in Eukaryota, Metazoa, Chordata, Appendicularia, Copelata, Oikopleuridae.